AUGCCGUCACGAAGCCGGUAUCAAGACCUCGACUUUGACAUACACGUUGAUUCAUCUUGUGCAAGCGACGGUGCGGAGGAGAAGCCGCCUGCCAUGGAGCAUGAUGAUGCAGUCGGUUCUCAGGAGGCGACUUGUCCUGAGCAGGGCUCGCACGCAAGUGUCGGCCAAGACGGUACGAUGACAAACAUUGAAAAUAUCAAGCAUGGUGUGGGGGACAUGGAAGUAGACAAUGUGCCCGACCAAGAUUCGCCGUUGGACACUGAAAAUCUGCAGCCGACGGUGGAGGAGGUUGCCGACGAGCUCGAGGACGACUCGCUACUUCACAGCAAUGUCUGGGCCGAACGGGAUGGCCCCGAGUCACGUAGGGAGCCGGCCUCGUCCGAUGUCGAGAGUUGCCAUGGCAAUGUCGAGGGGCGAUCCUCUGGCCGGACGGAAGCGCUGAUUCACGCCGCGGCCAAAGAGAUUGUAGAAGCUAUUGCCAGCGACUCCUCUCGAGAUUCCAUUCAGAGCGCCGAAAGCGCCGCCUCGGCAGCUGAAGGAGAAGACGGCCGACAAUCCCUUGGAGUAGAAUCGGACGCUGGUCAAAGCCGCGUCUCGGAAGUUGACCAUGCCGAACACGCAGCUCAUGCGGACGAGGGCGGGGAUAGCAGCUCCCAUCACGAGCACGAGGACGACGUGUUCAGCGACAAUAGCCCCCGAAGCUCCGUGGGAUCCGUAUCCGAAGCUGAGCGCGAGAGCGCCCACGAGGUUGCGCCGCCAAAGACCAGGACGGCCCGUAUUUCGGAUAUUCCUCAGUCCGAUGCAGACGAGGAGUUUAGUCCCGCCAUCCGGGGCACGCAAAGACCAACAUUCAGAUCGCCAUCCUCUGUCAUGGCAAUGCAGAUGUCUUCUCCGCCUGCGUCGGCUACUGCAACUCCCCGAUCCAGCCGCCGCACGCCGAGAUCGACUGUCUCGAGACUCGGGUCGCCCAGUCUCUCGAUGCAGUACUCGCCAAAAAAGACCCCUCCUCGGUUUAGGAGAAACACUCCGCCACUCAUAUUGCUGCAUGUCACUGUGCUCCCGUCACGGUGGCCCUGGGGUCAUGUCCUGGACCACGCCCGGCCAAGUGACUUGAGCCCCGAGGCCAAGACCCUUUGGGAGUCCUGGAACCAGCUCCAAGAUCGUACGGGCGACACCAUUUCAGAUCGUGGCAUUCUCCUGCCUCAUCCCCAGAAUGACUAUGAAGUCUUGGAGGAGCGGCUGCUCGAGACUUUGGAGCUGCCCCUUCGACGGAGAGCCCGAAUCCUGGAGUGCGGGCAUUAUUUAGGUCCAUCAAAUGAAAUGUCUUUACCGGAAGAGAUUGAAAGCGAAGACGAAGACCACUGCAACGGGCGCCGAAGCACGACGGAACAAACCCAUUGGUGCACGACCUGCAGCUCACAAAUCAGAUAUGAUUCGCUUGGUGAUGGCAAGGUGUACCGGGUCAAAGUGUACGCAAGCAAUGGUUUGAUGCGAGCUGGCGCCUGGGAAGCCUGCUGGAAAGAAAUGGAGCGCGUCGACGUCGAGCUGGAGCCCAUUAUUGACUCGAAGCUCCAAGAGGAACUCAACUGUCUGGCUGCCGAGCAGCAGAGGGCCGUUGAAAUGGAGGAGCAGGCUGCUGCGGCUGCUGCUUUUGACGAGGAGAUGCAGCGAUGCCAAGAGGCUGCGGAUGCUGAGCAGUCGUACACGUCCGACCACGUGGACGUGCCCGUUCACAUGGAGGAGCCUUGUCAACCGCAAGUUCACGGACAGUCCAGCCCAUCGUCAUAUGAGGAAGACCGCCGAAUGAGAGAUGAGGAAAGGCUGAGGGAGGUUUAUGGCGCCAGUCCACCUCCCGAGCCGGAAUACUCGUCCAGUCCACAACCUCGACGUUCGGAUCUCUUUCCGCAAGAAACGCCAAUUUCGCCGUCUGUGGAAGCUCUUGAGAGGCGAGAAGAGCGACGCGAAAGCCGACAGCAAACGGACAAAAGCGCGUCGCUGCCUGAACUCAUUCUUGAGGCCGCCAAGGUGCUCAUGCAGGAUCAAAAGAACGUCCUGAUUGGGCUUCUGAGCCUUGUGGUGUUGGUGCUUGCUCUCCGGAGCGGAGCGAAACCGACCGAGAUUGGCUUCGAGUCUGUCAUCCCACAGCCGGUUGCUCAAGUUGCAGUUGGAAAGCCUGUCGAGUCCGUUUCUGGCAUCGUGGAUCCGCCAAAAGCUGAGGUUGAACACGAAUCAGCACAGGCGGCGUCCGCUGUGCAGCAUGAGUCAAACGUGGAAUCAAUGGAGCGUCUGCAGCUAUCAGGCAUGACGCAGGAACUGUCCGAGACGCCAUCAAACGUCAUGCCAAUGAGUACAAUCGAGAUAACCAAGACUGUAACAAAGGCAGUGACCGAGACACGUACGGAAACCGUGGUUGAGACGGUUGUGAAAACGGGAUUCGAGACCACUACGGAGUUGUUGACCAACACCAUCACGGAAACCGUGGCGGAGACGAUAACGGAAACCCUGGUUGAGACUGUUGAGGUUGAAGCGUUGCCUACGGAAAUACCAGGGAAUGCUGCGAGUAUGGAGCAUUCUGAAGCCGUCGAGGAAGAGAUUGCACUAGAGAAGGAACCUGUGGGCGACGGGGAUGGGGAUGGCGAUUGGGGUGUUGAGGGUUACGAUGAAGAGCUCUAG
Messenger RNA from Metarhizium album ARSEF 1941, 2673 nucleotides. Its product is annotated as pathway-specific nitrogen regulator. The record is from RefSeq and is a predicted model, not a curated record. Lineage: Eukaryota; Fungi; Ascomycota; Sordariomycetes; Hypocreales; Clavicipitaceae. The transcript has a single exon. Bases 1 to 2673 code for a protein of 890 amino acids.